Micromonas commoda is the source of this 540-nucleotide messenger RNA. RefSeq lists its product with no specific name. NCBI's taxonomy places the organism in Eukaryota, Viridiplantae, Chlorophyta, Mamiellophyceae, Mamiellales, Mamiellaceae. The coding region runs from base 1 to 540 and encodes 179 amino acids. The transcript has a single exon. The record is from RefSeq and is a predicted model, not a curated record.
AUGGCGCACCGUCGACUGCUCCUCGCGCUGACCGUGGGUUUGAUCGCGCGCUGCGUCGUCGGGGGCGGCAUCGGGCUCGAGGAGUCGCGCGCGGCGGAUCUCGAAGCCGGCGGGGACGCGCACCCGCGCGUGCCAAUGUCGACCCCCGCGUGCGUCGCGUGCGAACGCGUGGCGCGGGAGAUCGCAGACGCGGCGGCGCGCCUGGACGGGGAGGACGAGACGCUGUCGGAGGCGGAGAACGCGCGGCGCGCGAGCCGACGCAGGCGCGGAUUUCACGGACGGAGCGAGGCCGCCAUCGACGCCGCGCUGGACGCCGUGUGCGAGACGCUCGCGAGAUCGCGGGUGGUGAAGGAUGCGAACGACGACGACGACGCAAACGGCGGGGCGACGGCGAGUUGCGAGACGACGCUGGCGAGGCACCGCGGGGAGAUCGCCGACCGCGUGUUCGCGGAGGGGGGCGUGGGUCUCAGGGAGUACCUGUGCGUCAGGCUGGAGAGGGUGUGCCCGAGAGUCGUCGGAGGCGCUCGCGACGAGCUGUGA